GCCCGCGCCAGGCCCGCGCCCGUCAUGGCGGCCUCCCGGGUCGCGCUGUCCCUGCUGCCCCGCGCGGGCGCCCCGCUCGGCCGGCGCCGGCCCGCCCUCCUCCACGCGGCCGCCGCCCGCCCCACGCGGCCGAGCUGCAGGGCGCUGGCAGGCGCCCCGGCCCCCGCGGCCAGCGAGCCCCGAGACGGCGAUCUCCAGCGCAAGCUCCUGGAGGAGCCCCUGCUCCACUCCGACUUCUUCCGCGUCAAGGAGCUGUUUUCCGUGAAGAGCCUCUUCGAUGCCCGGGUGCACCUGGGGCACAAAUCUGGCUGCCGGCACAGGUUUAUGGAGCCGUACAUCUUCGGGAGCCGCCUGGACCAGGACAUCAUCGACCUGGAGCAGACGGCCGCCCACCUCCAGGCGGCCUUGAACUUCACGGCCCACGUGGCCUACCGCAAGGGCAUCAUCCUGUUCGUGAGCCGGAACCGGCAGUUCACGCACCUGAUCGAGAGCACGGCCCGGGGCUGCGGCGAGUACGCCCACGCCCGCUACUUCAAGGGCGGCUUGCUGACCAACGCCCCGCUCCUCUUCGGGCCCGCGGUCCGCCUGCCCGACCUCAUCAUCUUCCUGCACACGCUCAACAACAUCUUCGAGCCCCACGCGGCCGUCCGGGACGCGGCCAAGAUGAACAUCCCCACCGUGGGCGUCGUGGACACCAACUGCAACCCGUGCCUCAUCACCUACCCGGUCCCCGGGAACGACGACUCCCCCCCGGCCGUGCACCUCUUCUGCCGGCUCUUCCAGACCGCCAUCCGGCGGGCCAAGGACAAGCGGGGGCAGAUGGAGGCCCUGUACCGCCUGCAGGGCCUGAGGGCGACGGAGGGCGGGGCGGGCGUCCCCCGCUCCCCGUGACGGGCCUGUCCCGGGCCGGGGUCCCCCGCCUCCCCCUGGCCCCGAGGGAGGGAGUUCCUGGCGUGAGGCACCUGGAUGCCCGUCGUGGUGAUGGCACUGGUGUCAUUCACGGGGUGGCUGGGCAGCCCCGCGCUGCCCGCUGUAGCUACGGACUUGAACCCGGCACCUUCUAUAGGAACAAGCGAUUCUCCUCGAGAAAAGCCCCCGCUCCUGCCGUGACACCGGACCUCUGUCAGGGGCGCCGCUCGGUUUCCCUUCUUGCGCUAAGGGGUGCUUCCCGGACGGCCCGGUUGCAGUCCUGUGCAGCGUGUUGCCCUGCACACACCAUUGGGAGGUGCCCGGCCGGGUGGGCAUUGGGGAACUCCAGCAGAAAUAAAACUUG
Messenger RNA from Perognathus longimembris pacificus (Pacific pocket mouse), 1273 nucleotides. RefSeq names its product mitochondrial ribosomal protein S2 (gene Mrps2). The transcript is spliced from 4 exons. Gene Ontology annotation, cellular component: mitochondrial small ribosomal subunit; ribosome. Lineage: Eukaryota; Metazoa; Chordata; Mammalia; Rodentia; Heteromyidae. The record is from RefSeq and is a predicted model, not a curated record. Bases 25 to 891 code for a protein of 288 amino acids. Gene Ontology annotation, biological process: translation. Gene Ontology annotation, molecular function: structural constituent of ribosome.